Messenger RNA from Durio zibethinus, 4124 nucleotides. RefSeq names its product transcription factor LHW. Gene Ontology annotation, molecular function: protein dimerization activity; DNA-binding transcription factor activity. The record is from RefSeq and is a predicted model, not a curated record. Gene Ontology annotation, biological process: regulation of DNA-templated transcription. Lineage: Eukaryota; Viridiplantae; Streptophyta; Magnoliopsida; Malvales; Malvaceae.
GCUUUUUUCUUAAAAACCAACCCCUUCUCUUGAGUUAAAUGUGGCGCACUUUAGAGGAGAAAAUAGAAAGAAAAGAAAAGAAAAGAAAAAACCUGAAAGUGAGCACACAAAACUGAGAAAAAAAAAAAACGCUUCAAGUUUCAACUCAAAAUAGUGACAUAGAAAAAGAAGGAAAGAAAUCCCAAAAUCUCUCUCAACUUAUUCUUUGUUUCUGUCAAUUUUUUGUGGGAAUUUUUAUUUGUUGUUUUUGGAAGUGAAAAAUGGAGCAAAUUUUGGCUAUCUUUAAGCUUGAAGCUUGUGGUAUCAUCUAGGAGAGAAAAAAAGCUAUCUUCUUCUUUUGACUUUGUUUUAGUUGUAUUUUUGAAAGAUAGAAAAGGGGUUAAUGGGGAGGGGUUGCAGGAGGAUGAUAGCAGGGAACUUGGAUCCAGAAAGAAAAAGAAGUGGUGGGUUGAGAACAAAACAGGCUGGUAGAGGCUCUUGCAGAGGAAGUUAGCUUCAGCUGCUUACUUUUUUUCCUUUUCUUAUGAAUGUGGGAUAUUAUAAAGAUUGCAUUUUGAGUUGUUUUUGUUGGUUGUUUUGCCUACAAUAUCCAUAUUUUUGUCGGUUGAUAUAUAUUUGAGAAGAAGGAAAAGGGGAGCAGCUAUGGGUGGUUUGUUGAAAGAAGCUUUGAAGUCACUUUGUGGGGUGAGUCAGUGGUCUUAUGCUGUUUUUUGGAAGAUCGGCUUCCAGAAUACUAAAUUAAUAAUUUGGGAGGAAUGUUACUAUGAACCUGCACUGUCUUCUGUGCCUCCAUGCAUUACUGGACUUCAGAACUCUGAAUUACCAUUUGGAGAGUGGGAGGGAUGCUGGGGUUCUGAAACUUCCUCUCAGUUUGCUAGUCAACCAUGGGACAAAGUCCAUUUGCUGAUUAACAAAAUGAUGAUGAAUAAUCGCAUUAACAUAGUAGGGCAAGGGUUAGUUGGCCGAGCUGCAUUUACUGGAAAUCAUCAGUGGAUUCUUGCUACCAAUUACAUCACAGAUGCCCACCCCCCUGAGGUUCUAAAUGAGGUGCAUCUGCAAUUUACAGCUGGCAUGCAGACUGUUGCAGUUAUUCCUGUUCUUCCUCAUGGUGUUCUUCAGCUUGGUUCUUGUACAACUAUUAUGGAGAACAUGGGAUUUGUGAAUGAUGUGAAGAGUUUAAUUCUCCGUUUAGGAUGCAUCCCUGGAGCUUUUCUCUCUAGCAGCUAUGGAACAAAUGAAUGUGUUGACAAAAUUGGGAUUCCCAUUUCUUUAGGAAAGCCCAUUUCAAUGGAUUCAGCUGGAAUUUUUAGAUCUACAAAUUCCAUGAAUUCAGUUGCUGAAGGCUGCAACCAAAAAAGCAAUUCAUCCCAGGCUUUGAGGUUUAUUGGUCAAUCACCUACCCUGGUUAAACCAAUUGAAGAUAACUCACAGGGCACUGCUUCAUCUCAAUUGCCUGGCCUGGCCCAAACUCUGGUUAAAUCUCAUGAUGAUCACUGUGAAUCAACAAUCAGUCCAGAGAUGAAGCCAAGGCUAAAAUUUAAAAGUCAAAUUGACUGUGGAGUUGUUAGUGCUGAAGUGAUUCCUUCAAGCCCAAUGUUGUGGCUGAACCCUCAAGUUUCUUUUUGCAACUCACAGUCUGGGUUCGAUUGUCAGCCCAUAAUUGGUCAAUCAAUUGCCAGUCAUAGCAGUUUAAAAUCAGUGGAGCAACAGAUUUUGUCAGAUGCUGGUCUUCAAAAUCAUGUUAUCGACAGUGUUAGUGCUUCAAAUAGUCAAAUGAAGCCAAAAUCAUUCCCAGGCAUUGUUCCAAACUUGCAGAAGCUAGAAGAUGAUACUUUGUCUUGCACAAGACUGGCAGGGAGCAGGGUUCAGAAUGUUAGUUCAUCAAGAGUCGAGGUUCCUUUAUCCAUCUUGGCUAAUCAAUUAACUAGUACUUGUAUGCUUUCAGGAGUUUCUAAACAAGGGCAUGAUUCUGAGGAUUCUAAGUGUACUCGAGCUGAUUUGGUUCCAAAGAAAGAGAGUAUGGAUAAUUUUUUGUUCCAAGAACUUAAUAUUCGAUUGCUUCAUGCUGAUGAUGGCAUGCCUUUUAGUGAGCAACUUCCAAGUGCUAUUCAUGAUUGCCCGAAGCAUGAAAGUAAAAGUUUGAGUACUAGAUCCUUAAAUGUUAAGUAUGAAGAUGCAUGUGUCCAGCCUCCAUCAUGGGAUGACUUGUUUGAUGUGUUGGGGGCAGAUUUAAAGGGUAAACUACUCGAUGGGAAAUGGACUAAUGUGCUAGCUGAGGGACCAGAUAUGAAGAUGCAAAAUGGGGUUAAGGAUACUUCAAUUUUUAGGAAUGCACAGAAUGAGCAUUCUGAUAUUUUUUCGGCUAAGGAAGGGAAAUCAGACCGAGGUAUUUACUCUGGGGUGGGUACAGAUAAUCUUUUGGAUGCUGUGGUUUCUAGUGCACAAUCUGUUGCCAAGCAAAUAUCAGAUGACGACUUAUCAUGCUGGACAACAUUGACAAAGUUCAGUAACUCAUCCGUUCCUAGUAGUUCUCCCACCUUUGGCCAGGUUAAUAUUUCCAAUCCAGUGCAAAGGGAGUUGCUUGGUGGCCUUCCUAAGUCUUUGUUGAAAGGAGGAACUCUUCCUUCUGGUUCUUAUCGAUCUGGCUGUAGCAAGGAUGAUACUGGGACUUGUUCCCAAGCUACUUCUAUGUAUGGGUCUCAAAUCAGUUCAUGGGUUGAGCAGGGUCAUAAUUCUGUGCGUGAUAGCAGUGUCUCAACUGCAUAUUCAAAGAGGAAUGAUGAAAUGACCAAACCAAAUCGCAAAAGGCUAAAACCUGGAGAGAACCCUCGAUCCAGGCCAAAAGAUCGCCAGAUGAUCCAAGAUAGAGUGAAAGAAUUGAGGGAAAUUGUACCGAAUGGAGCAAAAUGUAGCAUAGAUGCUUUGCUAGAAAAAACCAUCAAGCAUAUGCUUUUCUUGCAAAGUGUAACAAAGCAUGCAGACAAGCUAAAACAAACAGGAGAGUCUAAGAUAAAAGAAAACUUUGAGGGAGGAACAACGUGGGCAUUUGAGGUUGCAUCACAGUCUAUGAUCUGCCCUAUUGUGGUUGAGGAUCUGAAUCCACCUCGGCAGAUGCUUGUGAAGAUGCUUUGUGAAGAACGUGGUUUCUUUCUGGAAAUAGCUGACUUAAUCAGGGGAUUGGGAUUGACCAUCUUGAAGGGAGUUAUGGAAACUAGGAAUGACAAGAUCUGGGCACGAUUUGCAGUGGAGGCAAACAGGGAUGUUACAAGGGUGGAGAUAUUUAUGUCACUUGUUCAUCUUUUGGAGCAAGCUGUGAAGGGCAGCACAUCAUCUGCCAAUGUUUUUGAGAGCAACAAUAUGAUGGUUCAGCACUCUUUCCCCCAAGCUGCCUCUAUACCUGCAACUGGCAGGGCCAGUAGUUUGCAGUGAACCACCUUGCUGCCUGGUUUUCUGGUUUAGAUAUGUUAAGAGCGAGCCGCAGCUUUGCUUGCCAUGACUAACAUACAGCCUGUAUACUUGGUUGGUUCUGAUCUUGACUAACUUUUUGGUCUCCUACAUGACUGACCUUGUUUUAGAGAGGGGGGAUUUGUUUAGGUAGUGAAAGCUUGUCAACAAGUUUCAAAUGGCCUGUUUUGAACAUCCAAGGUUCCUAUCAUGUACCUUCUGAAGAAACAGAAAAAGAAUUUCAGUCUCAAGGGUCCAUUUAGGAAAAAGAAAAGGCUCCUUAGAUAUUUGGAUUUUGUUGAAUUCAAUUUGAUGGUUACUCCUGUAGGCAUAAGGGUGGGCAUCACAAUAGUUCAGGUGUUGUGGUUCUCAAUGGUAUAGAGGAAUGGGAUGUCAAUGAAGGGGAAGAGGUGUUUUGCCACCUGCCUAGGGACUGCAUUUUGUUUGCUUUUUCUUUCUCAUCAACUGCCCUGGUUUCUUUUUUCUUGAGUUAGGAAUGUUUAAUAUCUUGUGGCAGGACUGGAAUGUUUACUUUCUGCAAAUCUUUGCGGUUGCUGAAUGAUCUCUUUGGUUUAAUAGCAUUGUUGUUGUAAACGUUUAAUUUUAUCUGAGAUUUUUUCCGGAAUCGAAAAAUGGGCUUUGGCCGGAAAGUGGAUCCGAUUGGAAAGUUUCAGGCCUAA